AGGGAGAGGGAGGGGGAGCAGUAGUAGGCAGAUGCUGGGUAGGGAGAAGCAGGACGGAAUAUACAACAAGUGAGUGAACUGUUGCUCUGCAAAUAAAGUCUCCGUGCAGCGGGAUUUCUGCAGGGCGGAACCCUGCCAAACUCACUCAUCAGAAUGGGUGAAUUUAUCUGAAGGACCGCUGCGUUACUUUAAUUCGUGUUGUAUUGUUUCUUUUCUGUUUUGUAUUUCUCCGCGUGUGCUCGGACUGCCUUUGAGCGCUGCCCGGAGCGUUUGGCGUGGUGCGGUCCCGAUAGCAUGCAGGAGUGCUGGAUCAUAAGAGGCUGCAAGUUUGAAUAUUAGUGAGAGUUCAGCUGAACUUUACCUGAUACAGAGAGAGGUCUGUGGAGGGUUUUUCAUUCUGCACCUGGACAGUUUCCUGCGGCGUUUCCAUCUGAACCCGCGGCUUGAAAAACUGAGGAUCGUUUAGAAAAGACAGGAAGGAAAGAAACAACUCGGUUACAACAUAUUCAGAGAUUUGAUGCGACGCUGUGAUAAAAUGUCCUCCCUUGCCUUCAGAACAAGAUUGACCGAUUAAAUGCACCUGGUCUGCCCUGUCCUCAGAUUAAGCAUUUUUUGACCUAUAACCAAUCUGUAUUUCUAUUUCCCUUGGCUUGUAAAACAAGAUUUUUUGACAAUAUUUUUAGAAAGAUAGAGAAAAAAAAGGUGUAAGGCCCAUUAAUAGAACUCCAAGAAGAGAGAAGGAAAAAAAGACGCUGAGAAAUUACACUUUCCCCUUUCUCUCUUCUCAUUUCUGGACAGACAAGUAAAGCGCCCUUCCCCAUAUGUGGGUGAGAUGAACUCCAAUGGGAAUACUGUAGACCCCACUUGACAGCUCUCUGCCUGAGUAACUGGAAGCUUUUCACGUGAGCCUCCACUACAACAGAGCUGGUUUAAAUUAAAAAAAGCACAACAUCUGAGCGUUGAUAUCUAAGUUGUUUUUGCCUCACAAAAUGUUGGAUUUUCUCUAGAAAGGUUAACAAGUCAUUGUGAACCAAGACAUUAAAAAAACUAAAGAAAUCGAAACUCUAAGAAAUGGGAAAACAUUUUGUUCUCUGUUCACCGAAAUUCUAAUUAUUUUUGUCCAAGACCUGUCUGUCCCACCCUACAAAAGGCCCCCACUUCUCUUCUCGGCCCAAUAUAAUCACACCUCUGCCACCCUCUUAAUCCAGUUGUAACUUCUUGCCCAGAGUUCAGUCUGGCAGGCACAACCAUUCCAGCCAAGGGGGAGGAGGACUUCCUCACGCUGGCCGCCUCCCGGCUCAGCCGUAAGAAACGUGUCAUCGGGGCUGGAGUCGGCGUGGCCAUGGUCUUGGUCCUGCUGGUGGCCAUUCCCCUAUUGGUCCACACCACCAAAGGGGGAGGGUCCGGAGGAGGGGGCACGCAUUACGAGAUGCUUGGGAGCUGCAAAAUGGUGUGUGACACUUUCACCCCCCCACAGGGAGAGCUCACAGCCGUCUCCCCUCAGCCCCCAGACUUCUCAAACCGCAGGGGAAAACAGGGGUUCAGAGGGAGCCCUGGACUUCCUGGUCCCCCAGGUCCUAAGGGACCCCCUGGAGAGCCGGGCAAGCCUGGCCCACCUGGUCCACCUGGGCCUGGACCUGGUGGAUAUGGCCAAUCUCUCUACAGUCCCAAAAUUGCCUUCUACGCCGGCCUCCGGAAACAACAUGAAGGCAGUGAGAUAUUGAAGUUUGACGAUGUGGUGACCAAUGUCGGGAACUACUACGAACCGAGCACAGGCAAGUUCACCUGCCCACUGCCCGGCAUCUACUACUUCACAUACCACGUCCUGAUGAGAGGAGGGGACGGGACAAGCAUGUGGGCUGACCUGAAGAAGAACGGGCAGGUAAGGGCCAGUGCAAUCGCUCAAGAUGCAGAUCAGAACUACGACUAUGCCUCCAACAGCGUCAUCCUGCACCUAGAUGUUGGGGACGAGGUUUGUGUACAGCUGGACGGGGGUAAAGUUCAUGGCGGAAACACCAACAAAUACAGCACCUUCUCCGGCUUCCUCAUCUACCCUGACUGACAGCAUACUCACACACACACGCACGCACGCACACACGCACGCACGCACGCACGCACGCACACACACCCACACACACACACAAACACACACCCACACACACACACAAACACACACACACACACACACACACACACACACACACACACACACACACACACACACACACACACACACACACACACAUUACAAUCAAGCAAAAAGUCUCCUCUCAUUUGUGCAUCUAACACACCAUCCUACCAUGAUGUAAUUUGUCAUUUCAAUGCUGUUCAAUACACAAAACAUGUAAUAACAUGCUAACAAAUAGAGCUUGAAGAGAAUUUGUGUAAAAAUGAAUAUAUUAUUGUAUAUAUUACCAGUUAACAUUUACUUCUGAGACACACUUGUGUAAUCAUUAUUCUGUGCCAUGUACAGUUUGUGAAAGCAUGUCUAAAACUGUCUGUUUCACAUGCACACUUGUGCAAACACACGCACACACACACACAUGCACAUGAAUUGAACUUGUCCUAUCAGUUGCAACGCUGAGACAAGAUGACCAUUUCAGCCACCGGUCUGAAAUCGACUGAAAUGAUCUCUGAAUGUAGCCUGUAAAUCGAAGUGUGUGUACUUGGCUGCAGCUUCUCGCCUUCACUGUGAGAUGGAUUUCCAAACAAGAAAAGUCAUGAAUAUAUUGAUCGCAGCUGAUAA
This is a messenger RNA of Notolabrus celidotus (New Zealand spotty), 2746 nucleotides long. It is a transcript of the gene c1ql4b, whose product is annotated as complement C1q-like protein 4. The transcript is spliced from 3 exons. NCBI's taxonomy places the organism in Eukaryota, Metazoa, Chordata, Actinopteri, Labriformes, Labridae. Bases 1343 to 2062 code for a protein of 239 amino acids. The record is from RefSeq and is a predicted model, not a curated record. Gene Ontology annotation, molecular function: protein binding.